AUGAGUCCCUCCGCCGCCGCGUCGUUAUUCGUCAUCUCCGCCGUGCUCCUCCUCUCCGCCACCACCUCCGCCCACAACAUAACCCUAAUCCUCGAUCAGUACCCGGAGUUCACAACCUACAACUCCCUCCUCACCGCCACCGACCUCGCCACCAAGAUCAACCGCCGCAAGACACUGACCAUCCUCGCCCUCACCAACGACCGCAUCGGAGAUCUCGCCGGAAAAUCCGUCGACGUUCAGACGAGGAUCCUAAGCACCCACAUCGUCCUCGACUACUUCGACAUGCUGAAGCUCUACAAGUUCAAGAACACCAAGAGCGUGGUCACCACGCUCUACCAGUCCACCGGCACCGCCGACGACAUGCAGGGAUUCCUCAACGUCAUCCACAGCACCGACGGCAACAUCUACUUCGGCUCCGCCAUGAACGGCGCGCCGCUCGACGCCAAGGUCGAGGGCUCCGUCGCCAAGCAGCCCUACAACAUCUCCGUCCUCAGCAUUUCCCACGUCAUCGUCGCCCCCGGGAUCGACGGCUCGUUCAAGCCGGUCACCGCGCCGCCGCCCAAGGCCCCCGCAUCCAACGCCACUUCGCCGCCGGCGGAGAGCCCGGAGGUUGAAGAGCCUGCAGCUGAUGCCCCCGCCCCUGAUUCUGAUGUUGCUGCCCCGGCCGAUGCUCCGGCCGCUGAUGCACCGGCCGCCGAUGCUCCUGGUCCUUCUCCCGACUCUGCACCGGCUGACGCCGAUCAGACACCGCCGCCGGCCAACGCCGCCGGGAAACAGAUGGUCGGCGGUUUGUCGAUUGGUUUGGUGAUGGCGUUUGCAUCUAUCGUCCUUGCAGCUCAUUGA
Erythranthe guttata (spotted monkey flower) is the source of this 843-nucleotide messenger RNA. Its product is annotated as fasciclin-like arabinogalactan protein 3. The record is from RefSeq and is a predicted model, not a curated record. Gene Ontology annotation, cellular component: plasma membrane. NCBI's taxonomy places the organism in Eukaryota, Viridiplantae, Streptophyta, Magnoliopsida, Lamiales, Phrymaceae.